AUGGCUGAAACAACAGGACAAGAAGGAGCGCGAGGUGGACCAUAUUAUACAAAAGAAAGAAUAAAAUACGGCCCGGAGGAGGAGGCCAAGCUGGAGAAGCAGCAUUUCUGGAGAAUAAUUGAUGCUUUUAGAUAUUACAGGAUCCAUGUCCAGGAGCAGGUCAAACGUGCCGAGCGUCAGUUUCGGAGCCUUCCACAGCACCACCGGGAUCUGCUACCUGGCGUUUUGUCCAACCUGGCCCGAAUCAGCCAGUGUGCGGACCACAACCAGGGGGUGCUGCAGGCCAUCGUUCACAAUAGCCUCCACAUGUUUGAGAAUAUGGAGUAUGGAGAGAGGCAGGAGGAUCCAAGGAAGGUUCGUCCAUCCUCUACAUUUGACAUGGACAAACUUAAGUCCACCAUAAAGCAGUUUGUGAGAGACUGGAGUGAAGCAGGCCAGGCUGAGAGAGACACCUGCUAUAAGCCCAUCAUCCAAGAGAUCCAAAAACUUUUCUCAAGUGACCAAUAUGAUGUGUCUAAGGUGAGCGUGCUGGUUCCGGGGGCUGGGCUUGGCCGUCUAGCCUGGGAGAUAGCUCGGCUGGGUUAUACGUGCCAGGGCAAUGAAUGGAGCUUCUUCAUGCUCUUCUCCUCAAACUUUGUCCUCAAUAGGUGUGAAAAGGUGAAUGCUCUGACACUGUACCCCUGGAUCCACCAGUUUAGCAACAACAAGAGAUCCUCUGACCAAACACGACCAAUCAGGUUCCCUGAUGUCAACCCUCAGAGCUUGUCGCGGCAUGCAGACUUCUCCAUGGUAGCAGGGGACUUUGUGGAGAUCUACACUGACCCAGAGUCCUGGGACUGUGUGGCUACCUGCUUUUUUAUUGACACAGCUCAUAAUGUCCUGGAAUAUGUGGAAACCAUCUGGAAGAUUCUUAAGCCUGGUGGAGUGUGGAUCAACCUGGGCCCACUGCUGUAUCACUUUGAGAACAUGGCCAACGAACUCUCAGUUGAGCUUAGCUACGAAGACAUUAGGACAGCGAUGGUCAAAUUUGGCUUCCACCUUGAGGUGGAGAAGGAGUCAAUGCAGACCACGUACACAGAGAACGACCGCUCCAUGUUGAGAUAUGUUUAUGACUGUGUCUACUUUGUGGCACGGAAACCUGCAGAGCUGCAGUAUUAUAACGGUCAAAACGAAGACCAGCUACAAAACUGUCCACCAGCUGCUAAGUCACCACGCCGAGAAGGUCCCGAUAGCCCGACGUGACAAGAAGUCCUUUCACAAACACAGUGAAAUCAGAAGAGCACAAUGCUUGGAUGAGAAAUGACAGCAAAUUGAAAAGAAAAAUGGGCACAUGGACAUAAUAUUCCUUUGGUCAUAUAUAUAUUUAUGCCGUCUCUCUUGGAAAAAUGUGCUCCACUCCACAAGCACUUGACAGUGGCUCAAAAUGUGGAAUGUAACAUGAAGUCAAGUAUUACAGUAAUAUGUGAUCUGUAACAUCUGAACAAAAGCCUGACUACUCAUCAUGAUCUCUGUUUGAGAUGAUUUGCUCACCUUUGGCUGCUAUUUUGUGUUCAUGUUUUGUGUGUCAGCUACGAGCCGUGAACAGCAUCAUUUUGUUUUCGGCCCCUUGUGUGCAUGUGAUAGGAGAGUGUGAUGUGAGUGCCUGCUUUAGAUUUUUUUUUUUCUUUCUAACUAUUAUGUGCCAAUAACUACAUCUGCUCAUUUUCAUUAGGCAGUUGUUUUAAAGGUAGAAAUUAUUUUCAUCUAGAUUUCUGGAUUGUCCUGACACUUUGAAAUAAAGUCAAACAUUUUAAAUCUGUGAGACUCCAAACAGCUUUGCAAAACAAUAACACCAACAGAGAAGACAGCUAUAGGUCCACAUAAAAGCUUUUAUACAGUUAGGUUCAUAUGUCUUUGGACAAGGACAUGUUUUUUUUUUUUUUGCCUCUGUACAAAAAUCACUGGAUUUGAAAUCAAAUGAGGUGUGACUGAAGGGCAGAUUUUCAGCUUUGAUUCAAGGGGUUUUUAAAAAGUAUAGCAAUAACUAAAGGGAUUACAGCCAUUCUUAUACACAGUCCCCACUUUCAGAAGCCCCAAAUUAAUUGGACAUUUUAAAGUUUAAUAAGGACUGUUUUUAAUACUUGAAUAUCCUUUGCAAUCAGUGACUGAAGUUUAGAACCCAUGGACAUCAAAUGCUGUGUUUCCUCCCUUGGCUUUUACUGCAGCUUCCUUCAGUUGCUGCUCGUUUGUGGGUCUCUCAACCUUUGGUUUUCUAUUUCAUAGGUGAAAAGCAUGUGCUGUUGGGUUGAGCUCAGUUGACUGACUUGGCCAUUGAAGAAUAUCCUACUGCUUUGCCUUGACAAAACCUUGCCUGUUUUUUUUUGUUUGUUUUUUACCGUUUGCCUUGGGUCAUUAUGUGUUUGCACUGUGAAGCUCUGUCUGAUCAGUUUUGCAGCAUUUGGCUAAAUCUGAGCAGAGUGUAACCCUGUACAUUUCAGAAGUCAUCCUGAUGCUUCUAUCAGCAGCCACAUCAUCAAUAAACACUACUGACCUGGUUCCAGUGGCAGCCAUACAUGAACAUGCCAUAACAUUGCCUCCACCAUGUUACACAGAUGUGGUAUGUUUCAGAUUGUGAUUACAAGAUUACAAGUUAAUCUUGGUUUCAUGUGCCAAAUAUUUUUUUCCAGACAUGCAGGCUGUUUUUUUUUUAAUGAUUUCUGGCAGUCUAA
Messenger RNA from Archocentrus centrarchus (flier cichlid), 2708 nucleotides. It is a transcript of the gene carnmt1, whose product is annotated as carnosine N-methyltransferase 1. Gene Ontology annotation, biological process: carnosine metabolic process. The record is from RefSeq and is a predicted model, not a curated record. Gene Ontology annotation, cellular component: nucleus; cytosol. NCBI's taxonomy places the organism in Eukaryota, Metazoa, Chordata, Actinopteri, Cichliformes, Cichlidae. Gene Ontology annotation, molecular function: carnosine N-methyltransferase activity. The transcript is spliced from 8 exons. The coding region runs from base 1 to 1242 and encodes 413 amino acids.